GUGUGUGCUUUCUCAUUGUGUGUCGCAUUGUACAAGCCCAGGUACGAGUGCGGUGUAUUAAUGAAGGCUGUAGGAGUGCUAACGCCGCCACAUUUUUUAAAGUACUUGUAACAGGAAGCGGGAUAAUGUUUGGCGUAAAUCUUCUUGACCUAGUAAAACACUGCAGAAACUAUUUCUGUACUUAUUUAUUUAUUGCAUAACGCUGAUCAAACAAGGGCUCCUUUUUUUAACUGUUUGUAUGACAAGAGCAAGGUUUUGGGUGAUGCCUGUAGAAAUAGCGGUAUGAAACCCAGUAAGCAGCUCUGACAGUCCCAGACCUGUUCUGGCCACAACCUAGAUGGCUCUUGGCAGCAGCCUGGGGAGCCACAGCUUGGUAGGAGUGAGCUAUCCUUUAAAAACUACUGAGCUGAAUUAAUUGUUUCCAGCAGCAGCUCUUAAGUUUGGAGAGUUUCUUCAGGGACUCGGCAAGCUGCUGGAUGUGUUUUGUUUUUCUUCUUGAGAAAUUCAGCAUUGUGCACUCGUUUGACCUGGACGAUUUGUAUGUGCUUGGAUCCUCCAAAAACAGGCUAAAAGGUAUCAGGAGUUGAAAUGACAUAGAAAAGUCUUCAAAGAACAGACUGCGAAAUGAACUGCUUCCACUUGACACUGAAAGAAGGCCAGCAAGCUUUAAGCUGAAAACAGUUUUCCAGACUAUGUAGACAGUGUCAUCAAUGAGACUGGAAUUCUCUAUACAUGGAAUUUUUGCGCUUCUGUCACUGUAUCCUGGGGGCAUUUCAUAUUGCUGGCACUGGGAUAGAAGGCACUACCAGUCUAAAGUUGUUGGAUAAACUGAAACUCCAGGAAUGUGAUGAUCUGCUCAUUGGCCAGUUAAGCACAUACAAGGCAACUAAAUAAAGACUGUGGUGUGAGGGUUUUGUCAGAUAAACUGUCCAAAAGAAGUACAUACUCAGAGGCUGUUAUGUUCGAGUGUUGAACUCUGCUUUGUGUGUCCCUCCCUACUACCCCAACACUUCUACAUGUGAAAUGUUUCAGAAGAAGGAGCUGGUGUGGCUUAUUUGUCACUAAACUACAUUGGAUAUAAAAAUGUAAUGCAGGGUGCAGAGGACAGUUCAGCUUGAACAGUCUUACUGCAGCUAUGGGAAAAGCUUCUGUUUUGCAGCAAAAUAUGACACCUGUAGUUUUGCUCAUUGGUCAUCUCAUUCUACUGAUGCCUCUGCUCCGUGCUGAGAAAUGUGUUCUUUGUGAUUACUUUGUGCUUGUUGGAGAGCCUACAGCUAUUCCUUGCCCCAUUAUUACACUGCCAGUGCUUCACUCUGAUUACAAUCUGACAUGGUACAAAAAUGGUAGUGCUACACCAGUAACUACAGAGAGAGAUGCCAGGAUCCACCAGCGAGAGGGCAUGCUUUGGUUUAUUCCUGCAAUGCUGGAAGAUUCUGGCCUUUAUGAAUGCGGUGUAAGGAACCUUAACCAGUCUAACAAAAAAACUAUAAAUUUAACAGUUUUUAAGAACGAUAAUGGCUUGUGUUUUAAUGGAAAAAUGAAGUUUGAACAAAAAGUGAUGAGCACAAAUACUGGAAAGAUUAUAUGUCCUGAUCUAGAACAAUUUAAAGACGAAGACAAUCAUCAGCCUGAAGUAUAUUGGUAUAAGGAGUGUAAGUCUGGAUUUCUUGAAGACAAGCGACUUCUUUUGGCAGAGGGUGAAAGUGCUGUCUUGAUUCGUAACGUAACUGUGCAAGACAGAGGAAACUACACGUGCCGUAUGCUGUACACCUAUAUGGGAAAACAAUAUAAUGUUUCAAGAACCAUAAGUCUAGAGGUUAAAGAAAAACCACCGCAGAUAAAACCAGAGUUUAUUUAUCCGAAGAACAAUACAAUUGAAGUAGAACUUGGCUCUCAUGUAGUUAUGGAAUGUAAUAUAUCAAGUGGCAUAAAUGGCUUAAUUCCAUUCUGGCAAGUUAAUGAUGAGGAUGUUGAUAUCUUUGAUAAAACCUACAGGGAACAGUUUUAUGAAGAGGGGUUGCCUCAUGGACUUGCAGUAUCUGGAACAAAAUUUAACAUUUCAAAAGUGAAAGCAAAGGACUAUGCUCACAAAUUUUUCUGUCACUUCAUAUAUGGUUCUCAGCAGUUUACAGCCUACAUCAAAUUGGAACGCCCAGCUCGAAACAUUCAGGGUUACUUAAUUGGAGGAGGAGUUUCCUUGGUAUUUUUAGUAUGUUUUAUUCUCUUUAUCUACAAGAUCUUCAAAAUUGAUAUUGUGCUUUGGUAUCGGGACUCCUGCCAUCCUUUCCUGGGUAAAAAAGUUUCAGAUGAGAAGAUCUAUGAUGCUUAUGUUCUGUAUCCAAAGAACAGAGAGAGCUGCUUGUACUCAUCAGAUAUUUUUGCUCUGAAAAUAUUGCCAGAGGUCUUAGAAAGACAGUGUGGAUAUAACCUCUUCAUAUUUGGGAGGGAUGAUUUACCAGGAGAAGCUGUGAUCAGUGUUGCUGAUGAAAAAAUCCGUCAAAGUAGAAGAGUGAUAAUUGUUUUAGUACCAGAGCCUUCCUGUUACAGCAUUCUAGAAGAUGUGUCUGAAAAGCAGCUAGCCAUGUAUAAUGCUCUUAUCCAAGGUGGCAUUAAAGUAAUUCUCAUUGAACUUGAAAAAAUACAAGAUUAUGCAACCAUGCCGGAAUCCAUCAGAUAUAUCAAGCAAAAGCAUGGGGCUAUCCGAUGGAAAGGGGACUUCUCAGAAAGGUCUCACUCAGCAGGUACCAGAUUCUGGAAAAAAGUGCGCUACCACAUGCCAUCCAGAAAAAGUGGAUCUUCAUCAGGAUUGCAUUUGUUACCAAAGGACUUGAACUCGCCUUAAAUAAAAAAAGAGAAAUGACACUUAAUGACCAAUUCAGUUCACAUAGUUGGUGAUGGAUUGACUGAAGGUCAUGUGUCUGCUUCAUGCAAUCUUAUCCAGAUUUUCUUAAGUGAAGGUACUUCAGCUUUAUCUACAGAUGUGAAUCUUUUUUUCUUCUGGCUGGGUCAACAGGAAAAACUUGAAAUAUCAUCAGUAGCACAUGUAGGAAGUACACGAGUACUUUUCCAAGAAUUGCACUGUGAUAUGGUGGAAUUCUCAUAGUAUUGAAAAUAGAAGGGCAAAGAAACUACCAAAAAAUCUCCAGAAAACUUUUUUUUUUACAACUAAGUCGGAAUAUGAAGAGAAUUAUAUUAAUUAUAAUUGUGAUAUUAUGGAAUGGGCAUGGUUGAUGCCAGUAAAUAUUUGUUUCAUUUUUUUUAACGACACAAACUUUUCUUUGUUGGAAGUUUGUUAUUUGCCUUCUUCAGUUUGCUGAAAGAUAAAUUUCCCUGUGUUACUGCCUCAGUGUGUUAUCGCCCAAGAGAAAAGCUCAUGGUAUGCAGUCCAGCCAACAGAGUUCCCGUGACCUCAAGCCUCCUGAACUACUUCUGCUGCCUGGAAUAGAUUGAAUGGAAAACUGAUACUUGUUAUCCCUGCCUUCAGGGAUAGGCAAGUUGUUUUACUGAGCCAAAAUACUAGUUUUUAAAAAAUAUUUGUUCCUUUUUGAUAUACAAAUGAUGCUAAAAUUUUCAUGUGUGUUAUGUAAAGGCACUUUGAAGAAAGGUCCAUUUUUAAAUUCAAUAAAGGCACUACAUAGUUUUUUCAUA
Myiozetetes cayanensis is the source of this 3648-nucleotide messenger RNA. Its product is annotated as interleukin-1 receptor type 1-like. The record is from RefSeq and is a predicted model, not a curated record. Gene Ontology annotation, molecular function: interleukin-1, type I, activating receptor activity. The coding region runs from base 1136 to 2842 and encodes 568 amino acids. The transcript is spliced from 15 exons. Gene Ontology annotation, biological process: regulation of inflammatory response; signal transduction. NCBI's taxonomy places the organism in Eukaryota, Metazoa, Chordata, Aves, Passeriformes, Tyrannidae.